Messenger RNA from Amoebophrya sp. A25, 2790 nucleotides. The record is from the annotation of a GenBank genome assembly. Lineage: Eukaryota; Dinophyceae; Syndiniales; Amoebophryaceae.
AUGUCGCGCCGUUCUCGUUCCCGUUCUCCCAUCUAUGACCGUCAUGCUACCAAGGUAUUGCGUAUUAUACAACCUACAACUUCUGCGCGCAAUACAAUCCUGGUUGGCUUGUAAACCUCGAUAAUUAUAUAUAUUUUCAAUUUCAUUGAAGACGAAUGAUAAGGAUUCAUGAUUAAUGGACUAUAAUCUGUUUUCGGCAAUCGACUUCGACAACGACAUCGACAUACAUGAUUAUUACCGUUUGCCUGUAAUCUAUGGCACAACAAACAACAUGCCUUGCCUUGUGUUUAUCAUCAUCUUCUCUACUAAUCAAGAAUUAGUGAUACACUGCUCCAUCAAAACUGACAUUGUUGAUUCAUAACUACAAUUUUCCUAGGAUCCCAGCAUGGGCGGAUAUCGAGGUAGAGGUGCCGCCGACGAAAUGGCGAAGACCCUUUUUGUUGCCAAUAUCAGCGAAGAGGCUGACGAGCAUGACUUGGAAAAACUUUUUACGGGAUUUGGCUUCAGUCUCCAAGAGGUAAGAGUUUAAGCUGCAAUAGAAGUAAAGUCUUAGGCAAGCUGCCGAAUAGAUUCGAAUCGUCAGAAGUGAAAUAUCGAAGCGCAUGAGCAAAGGCAAAUAGAGAAUGACGAAAUUAAGCAACCCGAGCUACUACUGCCGAAUCCCGCUCCAGAAUAGCAUGAGGAUUGUCUCUGUUUCGCGACUAUGCUGAUCGAAGGAUGUCAACACAAACAUCAAGGUAUCGCUGCCACGACAUGCAGCCGACCGCAAUCAUCGCGGUUACGGAUUUAUACUCCUCGAGGAUGUCCGAGAUGUAGAUGACGCUAUUAUCAAGGCGAAUCAUUACGAUUUUUUUGGACGCCCACUCAAGGUCGAAGUGAAAAAUGUAUCACUACAUAUUUUUUACACGCUUCACCUAUUUUGUUCGAAUCUGCACAGUGAAUGACAAUCAGUUUAAUAAAUACACCUUCUUGUUUCAUUAGAGCUUUAAGCUGAAAUUAAGUGUUAAUUGACAGAGUGAGUAUGAGUAAAGAGAGUAGCAAAUUAAUAACGCAAAAAUAAAAACAGCAGCGUGGUGCGCCACCGCGUCGCGGCUUCGGACGUGGACGUCGUGACUCCAGAGGCCGACGCGACUCUAGAGGGCGCGGUGGACGACGAGACUCGAGAGGUCGGCAAUCACGCAGAGACUCGCGCCGAAGAGACUCUCGUCGACGAAGGUAAGCGGAGAAGACCAACGAUACUAGUAGUUGGUGAGGACUUUUACAUUGGAAACUCGAAGACGAUGAGCACGAUUGUAGAGGGAGGACGCAAUAGUAGAUGAGAAAGGAGUUGAGUAGGAGAACAACAUGAAAAUAUUAUAACCUCAUUGCCGAAGCGGAAGCCGAUAUCCAUUGGUUCGGACUCAGCAUCGAAUUGUAACGCGAAUGAAAGCCGAAAGCUUAUGUUACUCCUCAUAGCCAGGAUUGCGUGAUGACCUUGAACCUUGUUGUUUGGAGAAGGAAAAGUUGUAGAUUAGCACUAGAAGAGGGCGAUCUAGUACAAACCAGAUGCAGAAGCUACUUCUUGUUUACCCGUUGCGGUUGUACUUUUCUAGGAUUUAUUGUCUUAUUACAUUAAAGAGGGUAUCAUUAUGCACGAGCACGAGAUAGAAGAUAGCGGAGAAUGUGUACUUAUCCGUCAUGCAAGACAUUGAAGUAUGACUUCUUGUUUUUAGUUCGUGUUCGUCAGAAGUCAAAGAAGCGCGUUGCACAUUUCUUUCUUAUUCUUUUUUAUUUUUAUCUUCAUGCUUGUUGUAAUUUAUCCAUGAUUGUAUCAAUCUUCUAACUAUUAUAAUAAAUAGAAGUACCCAAAGCCAAAGAAUACAACAUUUGAAUCCAUUUCACCAUUAGAAUCUCACACAAUAAAACUGAUAGAAUUAUAUCUACAAAUUAAUAUUCAUCGACAUCGACAUCGAGGCUCAAUUCUCCACCAAGGUGGCAAAUCCAAAUAUGGCAUUUUCCAUCCCUCACUCACAACAACACUCUUAUUUUGGCCGUUUUCGAGUCGGAGUCGCUCCUUUUUCCAGACAAUCAUUUGAAGUCUAUCAACUUCAACAUCAUGUUCUCCUUGUCAUACUGAAAAGAGGAUAUUGAUCAAUAUUUUGAUCCUACCGAUAUCCAGAAAACCGUCUCUUUCUCUGUCAUGAAAAUAGCCCACCCGAACAUGCAUGGGCUUCACUAAAAUUUCCUCUCGUGGUCGACAACAUCAUAUUAAUCUUAUACAUCAAACCACUCAACAUGUACAAUUCUCAAUCUCAUCAUCCAGCAAAAUAACAAUUGCCUUCAUCACUCCAGCAUCAGCUGCAUGAGCAUCUUGGUGUGUACUCGUAGACUGGAAAUAACCGAAUUAGUUUGAAAAUAACUGUGAGGGACCCUCUUUAGCCUUAGCGGCAAACUCAGCACACAUUUAACGGAUUUCGGCACCUCUAGCACAAGCCUACCCGCAGUGACUGACACCCAGGACCCAGUCCGUGACGUAGCGAACUAGGGCGCCAGGCUUGGGCGUUCCCCGGUCCCGCCUUGUCUGCUUGCACUGCUCGGCCCCUGACUCACGAAAGAGUAUGGGCUCACCCCUCGCAGCGACACGUCCGCGGUGGUCUCGAAGCAUUUCCGAUUUGACUAUCUCAGCAGGGCCUCGAGUUAUCGCUAGAAAUCAUGAGCAUCGACAGGCCGGUGGCGACCCCCCUUCGAUUCCCGAUUCGAAACGUCUCGAUCCGGGAAUCGAGAGGUCGUUCCGACGGGGAAAGGGAGGCC